GUGUGGGGACGCUACACAGCCUGCAUAGCGAGCAUUGAAGAGUACAGGGUGUACGACGCUUUAACGUCACACUUCACUUUCAUACGUCACUGCCUGAAAAUACAUCUGAAAACGUGGAAUGUAAACGGGACUGGCGGACGUCUGUCAUGUUUUCAUCACUUCAUCGGAUUCUGUGCUUAAAACUUCCUAAAUUAUAUGAGAAAUACCCUUGGAUUCAAAAUAAUUUCAUCAGGGGAAAUGCGUACGAAUAGUUGUACUUUAGAUAUAAUCUAAAGAAUAUACAGCCUACGUAUAACUGCAAAAAAUGACGAAGAUUAAGGAGCAGCGUGCAUGUGGGUGUAAUUACCUGUGAAGGCAGGCUGAGAAAUUCCUCUUAGUAUAAGAAUAUGUUGUGUUCAUGUAUUAAAAUGAUCCCGAUCUAUCAGAAAUAACUGGAGAAGUCGGACUAAAACAGCGCGAAAUGUGGUCAGCAUCUUAUUUUAAACGCCACUACGAAAAAAAACUGAGAAAGGAGAAGCAGCCCUUUCGCAAGUUAGGAGCCUAUUUCUCACUCUAAGUGCCUCAUUUGGAGGGGGGCAUUUUACGGGGAAGCGGAUACCUACCGGUGGCCAGAGGAAGUCAGCAUUUACUCUUUCAGGAUUAACAGUUACCAGGUGGGCUGACUUUCCCAAAGUGCGCUUUAUUCUAUGGUUUAUAGCGGAGCAGUGGAGCCCCUCUGGGAAGAGGCACAAGUUCUGCAUGGGAGGAAUAAAUGACAUUUUAAAGACCAGUUUCGGACGAUCCAAAGCCGUGGGUCUGCAGUCUGCUGAGAAAAAAAGGCGAGCGAUCAAAUGCAGAUUUGAGGUUUCCUUCUACAAAUGGUUAUAAUCGACACGGAGUUUAACUUCUGCUGAAGCUGAGGGGGGAGAAAAAACUCGUGCAUAUCUCUGGUGCGGUAUAAAGGACUCCGUGUUUACAUAGCGGCGCACAUGAACUUCUACAAGCAGCAGAAUUUCUCCCUUUAAGAAGUGGGUGUUGCUUGUUCAUAUGCGCAACUUACCCUAAACCAGAAAACGAGACACUUCACUAACUUUGGGAUUAACUUUUUAACUUUUGAAGAUAAUCAAGGCAGUUCUGCAUGUACUGCGCGCUCCCGCAGCGUCUCUUUCAUCCCGAUGUCCCGCUUCAUGCGUGAUAACGUGAUGCUCCAGCGGAGUAAAUACUUGUAAUGGCAUGCGUGGUGCUCCCUGUCAUCGGGGCGGCCGGGGAAGCGGGAAUGGUCUUCCUACGGCUCUGGGCGCUGCGUCGGCGGUACUGCCCGCGUCCGGUGCUGCUCUCAGGUGUGCUGAUAUGCCUCGUCUACCAAACGCUGGUUGUCGCCCGGAGCCGCUUCCUGAGCUGCCCGCCGCACCGGGGCGACAAGCCGACUGUGGCGGCGGACGUGCGCUUCGACGAGCCGCUUCUGAAACAGCCGGAGCCUCUAGAAUCUGCUCAAAACCAGUCAGACGAGGAUGUGGCCCAGCAGAACCAGGCCGAAUGGGCCGGCAGGGUGGUGCUGCUGAUGGGCCAGCAUCGAGCCGCCGACACCGAGGUCCAGCUCUACCAACGAGUCCUGCAGCGGCUCGGGUACAUGGUCAGCAUGGCCCGCUACGCAGAGACCAGCGCCACACUGCGCCAGGACGAUGGCCGGCCAGGUAGCGAUACCUGGGCCGUCCUGAUUUGCCUUCGAGGGUCAGAAAAGAGCUGCUUGAAAAAGAUGAAUUCUUACCAUCUUCAGGCUCAUCAGCGGGUGAACAUGAUCCCCACCCUCUCUCAGGCUUUCUCGAGUGCAGGUGGCAUCUGCCGCUUCCAAGCCCACAGUCUGCUGUCAGGGCUGUCGAUUCCCAUAAUUCCCUCUGCCUGUGGACCCUUGAACAGCCCAUUGGGAAACUUGGACCCUGCAGCUACAGACGGCUGGCCCGCGUCAGGCCCCACCCCUCCGGCGAGUCGGGCGUUCUUCGCCACAGUGUCAGUCUACGUGCUCGUCACCUCAGCCUCCCCCCUGGCAGCCUUCCUGCACACCACCGGCCUGGUCAGACCCAGGAUCUCGGCCUACAGCCAGGCAGCCCAGCUCCACACGUUCUUCCUGGAACAGCUGGGCCCUGACACGUACCUCCAGCCCCUGGAGAGCAUGAGGGAAGCCAUAGCUGCGGUGCUGCUGUCUGCGGCCAUGAGCAGCGACGACCAACGUCCAGCCCAGGCCAGGUGUGAGCUCUGCUACCAGCUGCUGACCUUCACACUGCGAUACAGUGGUUCCGUUCAGCCCGAAAUCGUCAAGGUGCAAGCAGAGCUGCACUUUGACGAUCUGAAGGACCCUGGUUUUGAUGGUCAAAUACUCAAGGAGUUCAUUCUCGAGGACACGCUCAACUUCCUGUUGUCGACACGUGACAGGAGCCUGACAUCUUUCCCAGAGUGCAUAGCGGCCAUAGUCAGAGAAAAGUACAGUGGCUGUGAAGGGACAUACAGCAAUUGUCUGCCUUACAAGGAGAAGCUUGUUCUCCUCCAGUUUGUCAGCCAGCUCCAGUCGCUGGGACCCUUUGACGUGCUCUACCCUGCAGCCUCCCCAGCACUCACCAGUCUCCAAGCCCACCUUGACCAAAGGUUCUACGGUGAGGAGCGAUCGCAGAAGCGGAGCCGCCUGGUGGCGCUGUUGAAUCAGAUUCGCUCCCUCCUGUAUACAUCAGAGACCCUGAAGCAGCCCAAGAGAAGCAGUGUUCCGGAGGGGCCGAGGAAUUUGACCAAUCCUUCCCAGAAUUCUCAGCCCCAGAAAGAUUACCUGCACCGUCCUGACUGCAGACAUGAUGCUGGGAAAUGCAUGGACCCCCGCCUGAGGCAAUUGUACACAGACCCCCCCCUCGUGCUGACGCCCCCGUUCAGCCCAGAAGUCAAGGAGUACUGGGCCGAGGUCCCGUUCGAUGUGGUGGCACUAAAGAUCCGUGCGGAACCCGAGAGCUGCCAGUGCCGUGUGCACCUGGACGAGCGCAGAGGGCCCAGCAAGGCCAGCUACCCCAUCGGCCUGGGCAGCAGCAGAGUCAGCAUCCUGCUGGUGGACGAGUCGGAGUCGGAGCCUGUCGUCAUGACGAUCUACACGCUGCACGUAUUCCGAGAGAGUCGGCCCAGCCUGCCCAUUUUCGACGAGUACGUCACGUGUGGCUUUCGGCAGGACUGCGGCCUGGUGGUCCAGCCCGACUUGCCCUGCGGCCUGGAGCCUCUGCCCCGUGCUUCCGCCCCCUCAAGGCCUUGCCUGUCCGGAGACGCUCCAGGUCGCUGGGUUGUUCCGUGUCUUAGUUGCUCUGACAACAGGACCUGUGACUGGAGGGUGGUAUCCUGGCAACCGGAUGAUUGCUACUACCCCGUGCUGGAAGGGCCCCAGCUUCGGGACUGCAUGCUGGGCAGGAAGGUCCUAUUCAUCGGAGACUCCACUAACCGUGGGAUGAUGUACUACUUCAUGGAGCGAGUCAACGGUACCCUAGAGGCCUGGGACAAGGCCCACGACACCAUCGUGUACCAUAAUGUCAACGAUGGCGGUACCCUCAUCAGUUACUCCUAUUACCCGCAGUUCUGGCUGGACAGAAGCCAGAGGCCCACUUUCGAGAGAGCUCUCCAACAGCUCAUCGAGAGGUCCCAUCCUCUGGAGAACUCGCCUCAGACAGUGCUGGUUGUUGGAGGAGUACAGUGGCUCACCCCCAAUCAUCUGAAGAUCCUGCAGCAGGUCCUCAAACGGGAAAACCUCCACAACAUUCUGGUGAUGGUGAAGACCAUUGGAAUGGGCUUCCAUCUCCCGGUGGAUGGAAUUCAUUCCUUGUCUCUGAGAGGAGUGCAGGAGCUUCACAACCUGAACCAGAACAUUCUCACAACCGCAAAGCUUUAUGGGUUUGAAGCCAUCGACACCCUCAGCGUCACUAUGGGUCGAUACAAGGAGUUCCUUCAGGGGAAAUGCGCGUGCCACUUUCACGAGGUUGGAAAGCUCGCAUUUCCCAGCAGGCCUCAGCACAGGGACACAACGCUGUACCAACAAGCAGCUGAGACGUGGCUCGGACCCAGCGGGACGCUGGAUCUUCAGGAGCUGGGGUCCAGGGCAGAUUCGCCCUAUCACGUCAAAGGUGCCGUGAACCAAGUCUACUCGGAGGUCCUUCUCAGCAGGAUGUGUGACAGCAGGUCGAGGAACAUGACUGCUGGACCUCGCUGAAGUGAAGACUACCGCAGUGUGUGUGUGUGUGUGUGUGUGUGUGUGUGUGUGUGUGUGUAAAAGACACAGAGCUUAAAGAGGGACAACAGUCACUUCAGUCAUGAAAGCAGUUCUUGGAAGGUCACUCCACCUUGUUCCCCUCUGAUUGGUUCAGAGUCGACCCAAGUCACGUGAUUUCUGGCUCUGUGAGAGGACCACAGAUUGGUGAGAGGAGGAGAGACUAUGUGGACUUGAAGUCUUCCCAAAACUGAGAGAGUGAGAGAGAGAGAGAGAGAGAGAGAGAGAAACUGCAUUGAUUUAUUCCACUGCGAACCGCUCUGAACAGUGAAACUGCAAAAAAUGACAGCAAACACUGCCGAUGCUCCCUGAAGGUGUUGGCUGUCAGGAGAAACGCAAUGUUUUCAUAAUGCUGCUGGGAUGUUUAUGCGCAAUGGAGUGAAACAGCAGGCGAGUGGCAGAUGACAUUGUGGGGACGUCCGCAGGGCACAGAUGGCCCAGCUUCCUGUACUGUAUACCUCACUAUUUAAAAAUGUUUGUUUAACCAUGUGAAAUGCCAAAGAUCUUUUGUAUAGUUAAGCAAAUGUAUUAUUUCCUAUAUUCCCAAAAACAUAUAUAUAUAUAUAUAUAUAUAUAUAUAUAUAUAUAUAUAUAUAUAUAUAUAUAUAUAUAUAUAUAUAUAUAUAUAUAUAACUUCUGAUAUCUGCACAAAUAUAUUUUUACAAACCUUGAGUGAAACUGAUGAAAGAACAGUAUUUGCCGACUGAUAAUGUAUUAUUAUAUAUGUAUACUUAUGUAUUUUUCUAGCAAAUAUUCGAUUGGUAAUUGAAGUAUUUUCACCUCAAUGUUUUUUAAUGUGAGAUUUGGGUUUGAACUGAGAGAACCGAACUGGUUUGUGGGAAUGAAAAGUUAUUUUUUAAAAUUGAAUACAUUAUUUCUAUCAGUAAUAAAAUAUGUAACCUCGCACAAACUACAAACUAGGCAGGAUUCAGAUUUAUCGAUUUCAGGCCGCUUUGUGUGUAGCUUCGCAUAAAACAUUAAGAUGCUGAUGAAGGAAUAAACGUGUAUUGCACUGUAAUGAUUGUAUAAAUAUUCUGGGUUUUUUUUGCUGAUAAACAUGUUUUAUUAAAUCAUUUUCCUAUGUA
Messenger RNA from Brienomyrus brachyistius, 5349 nucleotides. RefSeq names its product cadherin-like and PC-esterase domain containing 1 (gene cped1). Bases 1208 to 4207 code for a protein of 999 amino acids. The transcript is spliced from 22 exons. The record is from RefSeq and is a predicted model, not a curated record. NCBI's taxonomy places the organism in Eukaryota, Metazoa, Chordata, Actinopteri, Osteoglossiformes, Mormyridae.